AUGGGAAAGAAAAAUGGUACCUCUUGGUUGACAAUAGUUAAAAGGGCUUUUAGGUCCCCAACUAAAGAGAAUGAGAAAAAGAGUAGCAGAAGAAGAGAAGAACAUGAGCAAGAAGAGGAAGAAAAGAAAAGAGAGAAAAGAAGAUGGCUUUUUCGAAGGCCUAACAGUGAUCAUGCAAAACCAUGUGAAGCAAAGCCGGUAGCAAACGCGACUACUACUACUGCAGCUACACCAGUGAUCCCUAUUUUAGCUGCUGAUCAAAGGCACGCAAUUGCAGUGGCAGCAGCCACUGCGGCAGCUGCUGAAGCUGCCGUGGUAACAGCCCAAGCGGCGGUAGAGAUCGCUAGGCUCACCAGGCCUUCCAAUUAUGUUAAAGAACAUUAUGCUGCUGUAGUUAUUCAAACAGCUUUCAGAGGCUACUUAGCAAGAAGAGCUUUGCGUGCACUUAAAGGGCUGGUAAUGCUUCAAGCUUUAGUGAGGGGACAAAAUGUUCGAAAACAAACCAAGUUCACGCUGAAAUGCAUUCAAGCUGUGGUUCGAGCACAAGAUAGGGUGCGUGAUCAACGAGCAAGGCUUUCACAUGAACUCAGCAGAAAGUCUAUGGUUGCUGAAAUCAAUAGUUUAUGGGAGUCUGCUAAUCUUCAAGACAUUAAAAAUAGGAAGUCAAUAUCCAAAAGUGCGAGUGGUACACUAGAUGAUUGGGACGACCGUCCACAUUCAAGCCAGGGGAUAGAUGGAACGUUCCAGAGUCGAAAGGAAGCUGGUCUAAAACGCGAAAAAGCCCUCGCUUAUGCUUUCUCUAACCAGAUGUGGAAAUCUCGCAGGAAUCCAUCUGCAGGAGAUGAAAGUGAUUUAGAAGAAAGAACAAAAUGGCUUGAUCGGUGGAUGGCUACCAAGCAAUGGGACAAUAGCACUACUAGCAGAGCUUCAACUGAUAGUAGAGACCUUAUAAAGACAGUUGAAAUUGACAUGUCUAGGCCUUGUUCUUAUUCUGCUCCAACUCUCCAAAAAUCCCAGUCUCAAAAUCAUCAACAAAAACAAGCUAGACCCCACUCUGUUGCUUCUCCACUUCACCGGGCACAACAAAGUUUCUCUCUCCACCAAUCACCUGUCACACCCUCUCCGCGCAAAACCAAACCCCUUCAAGUGCGUUCGGCAAGCCCUCGAUACCUGAAGGAAGACAUAAGUUACUCGGCCGCAGUAACUCCAAACUUAAGGUCUACCUAUUGUAUUAAUAAUGGAAUAUCUCGCUAUGCAACAGCCACAAGCAGGGCUGCUGCUACUUCUACAGUGCCAAAUUACAUGGCUGCCACUCAGUGUGCCAAGGCUCGGGCUCGGUCACAGAGUGCACCAAGGCAGAGGUCAUCAACAUCCCAGAAAGAGCGUGGCGGUUCAGUGAAGAAGCGCCUUUCUUAUCCAGCUCAUGAGUUACAUUGUGGUGUUGGCACUGCAUGUAAUGCUUCUAGCCAGAACUUGGGAAGCAUCAGCUUCAAGAGCCUACAUGGUGGCUAUUAUGGAAUGGAGCAGCUAUCAAACUAUUCGUCUUAUACUGAGAGUUUUGGUGGCGAAAUUUCUCCAUCAUUGUCUGGAUCAAGGUUCUCUCUCAAUUUGUGGGAAUAAAUCAGCUGCCAAUUUACUCUUACCUCAACCUUCCACAUUAGCUAGAAACAAAAUAAAUUGCAUGGAUUUUGACAACCCAUGAUAUGUGAAAUCAUGUUGAGGUAGAAUUAUUUGGUUUCAGUUCAGAAUCAGUAAAAGUCGGGUUAUCAUCAUUUAAUGCCAGGUGUGGCGAAUCUAAUUAAUAUGUAGAAUUCGGGUUCUUAUGGAACUACUACUAUUGAGAUUCUCCCGACCAUUUUUCCUAUAGGAAACGAGAUGCUCAAUUUUGUCGUGGAAGUUCUGUUCUUUGCUGGUUUAAUUCAUAUUUUCUGUUUUA
This is a messenger RNA of Pistacia vera, 1936 nucleotides long. Its product is annotated as protein IQ-DOMAIN 1-like. Gene Ontology annotation, molecular function: protein binding. NCBI's taxonomy places the organism in Eukaryota, Viridiplantae, Streptophyta, Magnoliopsida, Sapindales, Anacardiaceae. The transcript is spliced from 5 exons. The record is from RefSeq and is a predicted model, not a curated record. Bases 1 to 1620 code for a protein of 539 amino acids.